GUCGUCUGUCAAUCAGAUGUUCCAUGUUCAAUCUCAAUCUCAAAUGCCUCGUUUGACUUGACAUUUUAGAAAAUAAAAGUGGUGUACUCAUAGUAGGUGUUACUCGGACGUACUGUUACGUCAAUAAACUUAUGUGUUUGUUAUUAAAAAACUCCAUAAACCCUUAACAGUUCACACAAAACAGCGACCCUAUGAUUAGGUAACCUAGUUUUAAAAUGAAUAGAGAUGAUUAUGAUCUGCUACAGUUUAAGUUUAAAAGAGAACCUGUAAACAAUGCUGCCCUAGAUCUAUUACAAGGACUUGAAAAUCGUAGUUUAGGAUCCGUUAAGAAGAAUGUCAAAUCCAAAGAAGGCAUUGAACUCUUUGCAGAGGAAGAGUUUGUUAGGAAGCAGGAGUUCAGUGAAAUGCGCUGUGAGAUGCCAGGUAUACCCAGAUCCACUUUCCUGAUGGUGUUCAGCCCUGAUGGUUCCAAAGUAGCUUCGACACACGGCAACCACAACAUCUAUAUAACGGAUCUUAGGAAUGGUAGGAAUAUAAAAACUCUGGUCGGCCACCCGAGGACACCAUGGUGUAUCGCCUUCCAUCCAACAUCAGAACAAAUCGUUGCUUCAGGCUGUCUAGGUGGGCAAGUCAGGAUAUGGGAUUUAAGUGGAGGCAGCGAAGUAUGGACGGCUAUCAACCACACUGUCAUAGCCUCUUUAGCGUUUCAUCCGAACGAUAGAGUGUUAGCUAUAGCCACCGGCAACUGUGUACAUUUCUGGGAUUGGAGUAAACCGGAUCCCUUUGCCAGUCGUUCAACGUACACCCUAAAAGAAAAGGUUCGUUAUGUAGCGUUUGAUAGCUUAGGUCACAAGUUGAUAACAGGUAUAGCGAAUGGUCCAUUGACGAGGUGGGAAAUGGUGAGAGCGCCGGUACCGGUACCUAGACAAGAUUGGAACGCCAGCCCUUACAGACGACGAAUAACCCAACGACUUGCUGACCGGUUCGCUAACCAAAAUCAACCUUCCAGCUCCGAUGCUACCACAACUACAAACCCCAGAGACUCUUUAAGCUAUCCCGAGAGAGAAAGAAGAAUCUCAAUGUGCUACAGAACUCUAGUAAAAGAAUAUGAACAAUUAGUUCAUAGGUAUCUCCAGCUCUACAGAUCUCCCACAAUGAUUGAUAGAGGCACAGAUCCAAUGGAGCCUGAUUUGUGGUUUAACAACAGCGGUACCCAAACAUCCGAAUCGCAAGCCAGCACCAGCGACACGUCACAGCCAAGUACCAGUGGUACUGCACAAAAUCGCCCUAGAUCUGGCGUUUUCGAACCUAUCGCCAGCAGUAGCUCCAGACCUAGCACCAGUAGUGCUACCGCCGGUCCAAUUGGUCGGAGCAGUAGUGGUACCUCUGGAUAUAGCAGUGAUGGUAGUCCUAGACCUGGUAGUAGUGGCCUAGUAGUAGUAGCUAGACCCUCUAGACCCAUUACGUUUGCUACUAGUGCAUCUGGACCUAGCACUAGCGGUGGUACCGCUGAAACUCAAUCGUCUAAAACACCAGCCGAGAGGGUUUUGGACGAAACUUUGCCCGGUAGUUCCGGUAGCACAAGACAUGUCGAUUCAGUGACUGAACCUUCUCCUAGCGCUUCUCAGAAAUCGGCUCACAAUCUUCUAACUCCGAGCAGAAUGUUUUCGGUGAUAAAAAAACCGAGCACCCUAAUCAGAGGUACUCAAACGUCGGAAUCGCGGAAGCACAAAGCGGAAGACGCUAAUGAACCCAAGGAGAAACGCCUUAAGAAGAGCAACGGAACAAAAAGUAAAUCUUCGAAGAAGAGCAGCAAAGACGGAAAGACUAAUUCGGCGCAGACGCAAACGUCAACUGUUAGGAAGGAGUUUCCUAUUAAUGAUGACAGAGAUGGCGCUGUUAUAUCUAAUGAUAGAGUUUCUACUGGGAGUUUGUCGGAGUUUAGGAUGAGAAGUCAAACGGACGACGUUAGGGAAGCAGGUCCAAGUGGUUUGAACAGACAAGAGAGCACCGAAACCGAAGAAGAAAUCAAUUCAGAGCCAAAUCCUUCCACAUCGACCAGAGAGUCAAGCAGAGAUGCCAACAGAACGGUCACAGACGAGUUAUUGUCCAAUAUCAAAAGAAACGCCGAAGCUGAGGUUAGAAAUAGGAUAUUACCGAUAAUUAGGUCGCUACCAGCUCCAGACCGACCAGAAUUAAUAAGGUUAUUCGAAAACAACCGGGAGCAUGUCAAGAAGAGGUUCAAACAGAUGUAUCCACAAUUUUUACGAAAAACAGGUCGAAGGCAUUUUACUUGUUUCGGAAGCUCAUCUGAAAGUAGUAGUUCAGAAGAAGAAACGAACAACAAUCAAAAUCAUCGUCUUUCUUAUUCUCAAAGACUGCCGUCUACAGAUGCUCCUGCAACGAACCCAUCCAACUCCAACUCUAAUUCUUGUAACGAACUAGAGAGACUAGUUUUUCUUUUAACGGAAAUAGAUGAUAACGGUACUGAGAGAGGGGCUCAAACUUCUAGAGAACGAGAUACCCGAAGUAAUACCACGGAGGGUAACGGUUCAACUGCAGCACCGAAUGCUCCGUUAGACACUGCUUUUGUUGAUGAUGCUGCUAUUCCACCAUCUGCCACGGUUACGUUACCUGGAUCCAGUGAUCUCUCCGAACAUAGUCCUGCACAAGACUCACCUUUUCGUCGUUUCAUCUCGUCCUCCGACCGAAGCCGCUGGAACGACUGGCAGAGAGUCCGACCGUUGCUGUCCAGCGACUUCAGACGUGAUCUGUCCGGAGAUAACCAAAGACUAGAAUCGUCUUUCCAACCGCCGGCCACAGUUGCCAAUACAAAUACUAGAACGACCAACUCCACUAUAUACACUUCCAAUUCGUCUCCAAGACGGAGAUUUUUUUCGCAUAGAAUAUCGGCGUUUAUGCCCACUAGGGUAAACGUCAUUAGAUACCGAAGAGUUCCUAACUACUUAUUAGGAAGAAGCCGGCUGGGUGGUAGACAGUUGGGUUCCUCCACGUUCGGAGUCGAUGAGCUGUUCAAUUAUUCCGAGCUCGACAACUCCGAGGACGAUCCACCGCCCCCUCCACCACCCCCAGACGCCGAUCAUCCAGAACCGCCGAUAGUUUCUUCGUCGGAAAGCUCCAUCAGUGAUAUGUACGCGAAUAUCGUUCGCGAUUUAGAGUCCACGUUAGACAAUGUUAUUAGAAUGAGGAGUUCUAGACCGGGUGAAACGUCAAGCAUAUUAACUAGUUUUUCAGACAGAUUAACGAGCAUUUUGGCUCAAUCUGAUACUAUAUUAAGAAACAUUACCAGUUCUGUGGAUGUUCUAGUAUCUAACACAAAUAGGUAUCCCCAACCAGAGAGUUCCAACACUCCCUGGUACUCAUACGAUUCUAAUUUCUACGUUCGCGACCAGCGUUUGGACCUUUCACCUGACGCCAAUAAUUCAGAUACUGUCAAUUUAUUUGACAUAUUCAGCCCUAGACCGAAUUAUAAUCCUGUAGCAUCGGACCACACUUAUCCUAGGAUGAGGAAUCCGGACGAACACGGCAAUUCAGAAUCCGGAUCGGAGAUGGUAACAAGUAUACGUAUGAAUAUAGCGCACGUUCAAAGGCAAGCCAGAAUACUCAGACAGCAGGUUGAAAACAUUGAACGCAUCGAUCGAGCUAUGAUCGAGGUAGAGCAGCUACAGGUCAUCCGACGCCUCAUAGUCGACCUGAUUCGACACCUCGGGAACUCGUCCGGCAGCCCAGGCGUGGCAAGCAGCCGCAGCAGUAGAAGCGGCGUGUCCAGCGUGCGGCAUAUGAUGGCAGGCACGAGAAUAAGCGAUUCCACGCCAGGCGAGUCGGGCGCCGAUAGCAGGAGACCGUACCGGACCUUCCAUAGUCGAAUACACGGCGAAGGCAGCGGUGGAAGUUGCAGAACCGAAGGACUGGGGAGUCAACGAACUGACGGGGGAAAUCCUAGCGGCGAAGGAACUAGUAGCGGUAGCAAUCCGCUGACGAACUCAGUACUGAGAAGCGGAGGAAGAAAGACGUAUCCUCCGUCGAAGAUGUGUCGCUUGGCUCGCCAAACUCGCCGACCCUCUGUCCUGCGUUUUUUCCUCCGUCCCUACUCCAACAGAUCCGACAGAUCGACUAGGCAAACUUCGCAAUCUCGUAACACUUCUAGAUCGACGCCGAGUACGUCCACCACCAGCAACAACACCUCUCCGGAGCCGUUCUCUCCCUCCUCGUCCUUCAACAGUCGCUACCAGCUGUCCUCCAACUAUUCCGUCAUCAACGCGAACACCAUGGGGCUGAUGACCAGGAGGCUGGAGAUCCUGUUGACUGAGGAAAUGGCUGCGUUCACGACGACCAAUCAGCCGAGGCAGACUCCCGCCAGGGAUAGGGAAUCUCCUUCUACCAUCGAUCUGGGGGAACAUAUUCUGGCUCACCGAUUGAACGGGUGCAUUCUCAGAAUGAACAGAAUACUAGGUAAUCCCAAUUCUGCGUCUUUAAACCUUUACCGGGCGGAUCCAAUAUUGGCAGUUACUCAAGACGGUGUAUCUAGAUACGGAGCUCGACACACCUUAAGCCUCAUCAUAGACAGCAUGAGUCGGCAUGUAGAAGAUCUAGGAGAUUCUCGUAUUCCUCACGGACAGCAGAUGCACGGAGUAUUAGCAAUGUCCUUACUACUUACGGAGUUGAUGUUUCUCGUGGUGGUAGAUUCUAUACCGCCACCAACUGGGCGGAUGCCCAUUAGGAUGCACCGACUUCUUCGAGAUGGGAUAUCACUGACUCCCAGGUUUGAAAAUUUAUGCAGACGGAUGUUAGCAACCAGACAAACUUCCUAUUUGUCCCAACUCACAAGUUGUCUCAGAGUGAUGACGGUUACCAUGAGGCAAGCUGAAAAGAUCCUCUAUCAAACGUAUCAUGCGAGAAGAAGUACUUUGUUGCCCAGCAACAACACGGACCGAAGAAUGUUACUAGGAUCGAUAAACAGGUGUUUGAGAACCAUAAGAAGGCAGCGACAAGCGGAAAAUAGUUCGUCUCAAGAAACUCCAGAGAGGAAUCAAGAAUCGACUGCAGAUGCCGCAUCUACCUCAAGUACUUUUAACAGUAUGGAAUGGUAUUCAUCGAUUUCUGAGUUGAUAUCCCAGAUAUCAUCAGAAAACAAUGACGAUGACAAUCCAGCUGACACUUCCCAACCAUCUACCUCUCGCGCGUCGUUCGAAUCGCCGAGCCAAGCCAACGACGUGUCUAGUAAUAAUGACAACAGCGACGAUGACGACGACGAUACCGACGGGUAUGGCAUGGGCAGAAGCAAUCUCUACAGGACCAGCAACAUCAAUCUGUCACCCUCACCGGGAGCUGAUCAGCCUGCAACUACUAGCGCAUCAGUAUCGCCACCUAUAACGCGUUAUUCCAGGCCUUGGAACGUUCCUCUGGUAGCAGUGAACGACGUCCCAGUCACCGAAACUCCCACGUUUGCCCAGCGUCUUAUCAGCCAACGAGCCAGGUUCGCGGAGCGACUAUCGGAAAUGCGAUCGAACCCUCAGAUAGUGGGACUGCUGCGACCAGGGUUCUUGCAUCCGUUGUAUUCCAGCGUCAACCCCUUCGAUGCCGAUCUAGAUGAUCCGCGCGAGCAGAUCUACGACAGCGACAUGAUCACUACUGUGACUCCAAACCAUCGGAUACAAGCGUGGGACGUGUCCGAUUGGGGCAUACCUACAAUUGCCAGUCGUACAAGGAACGUUGUCGUAAGCGAAUGUAAGAUCCACAACGAUGCCAGCGUUGAUAUAGCCAAAGAUGGAUCGAUCCUGGUAACUUUGUUGCCUUCGGGAGGAUAUUUAAACGUCACAAAUCGAUUAGGAGUGUACAGUCUGAAGUGGAACACACUCGGCCAAUGUUUGUAUACCACCAGUUUCGAGCAGAACGCAGUGUCGGUGUCUCUAUCGCCCCUGAGCCGCCAUUUGGUGGUCGGUUUAGCUUCCAGAAUCGUCCCUAGCGAUAGAUGGAUCAUGGCGAGAGUGUUUAAGAUCCAACAAAAAGACGAACCGGGCGACAGACUGCCAGCGAUCAGGGAAUUGGAACAGAAUCGGGACAGCAGGAUAAAUUGUAUCCGGUGGUUACCGACGUCCGGUCAAGGAUUCAUUUACGCCACCAAUACGGGACAACUGGUAGUAUUGACGUAAAAAAGACAGGGAGAUUUACGUAAUGGUUUAAUCGAUUAAUCGUAAAAGAUGUGGACAAUAUUGAAUGAUUGUUUCACCUGUUUGCUGUACCUCUUUUCACACAAUUUGAUCAUCUACAGCAAAUUUUACCAUUUGGAUAUCAUAUUUUUAUUAAUAUGAUUGAAUCGUUUAUUUAUUUACAAAACUCUACAGGUCGCGAGGGCCCAGAGCUAAAAAACAAUGAAUAUAAUACUUGUUCCGUGGUGUGGGGGUUGCGUGUGUGAUCUUGUCCACGGAAACGAUUAAAUGAAAUUAAAAUUAAUGUAAAAACAACAAACAACUGUCUGUCAAUAAUAUAUUUAUUUAUUUUUGGUAAAAAGGCGUGCUUUGUUUAUAUCUCGUAGGGGUUUGUUAUUCUUUUGCCCAACGAGGGUUUAUGACCGACCGACGCCUGCUGGGUUGUGUGUGAACGGACUGCCGACUGUGUAUCGGCUGAACUAGACCUUCUUCUUAAAGUUCCCUCUCCUAUCGGAGGUUAGAUGUCAUAAUGGCUAUGGUCACUUUGUUUGGUGCUGCUCUGAACAGUUGUAAUGAACUACAGUUAAACCAUUCUCUAAGGUUCCUCAGCCAAGAGAUGCGUCUUCUUCCUAUGCUUCUUCUUCCUUGGAUCCUUCCUUGCAUAAUAAUUCUCAGCAACUCGUAUUUUUCUCCUCUGGUAAUAUGAACUAGACCACAAAUACUAAUCUGUCAUUAUGUGAUUCUACCAUAUGGCCAGACAGGCGACAAUUUAUUAGAUCUGGUGUUUUUAAAACUGCAAAGGCAUUUUACCUGAAAUAGGGAUAUAUUUCGUUUAUUAAAACUUAACAGGCCCUUCUAUGCAUAUGGUUUGUAUAUUAAGAACGAAACACAUGUGAAUUUUAAAUGACCCAUAUUAUUUCGUUUAGAAAGGAAAGUUAAUAUAGUCCGUUCGCAAAACUCAGACACAACUGGCUAUUGAUUUUAGUAAGUAAUUUUGCCAAUUUGGUAAAAUUGGCAAAAAAUAAUUACUAAAUAGUUAUUAAAUACUAAAUAGUUAGUAAUUUGGCCAGUUUUGUCAAAAUUGGUAAAAAACAAAAAAAUUACAUACGAAAAUCACUAGCCAGUUGUGUCUGAGUUUAGCGAACCGACUAUAUUUAAAAUUAGCAAUUAAAAAAAUAGUAAAAUAGUAAUUGAAGCGUGUCGCCACAUACUUAUAUAUUACAAAACCUGUAUCAAGUGAGAUGACUUCUUGUCCAAUCAUGCAACUUGCAUACUAAAUUGACAUACUAUUCUCCUCCUUCUUCUUAAGGUGCCGUGCAUUUCUGCGUAGGCGUCCACCGUACAUUGUCUUGUCAGGUGAGAUGUUAGAUAUUCAGGAUUAAUUAAUUCUGUGUUCAGCAGCAUUGCGAAGCACUUCAUAGGAUUCCUUUUCCAUUCUGUGGAUUCCUGUCCAUUGGCGAAUAUUACGCAGCCAUGACAUCUUUUUAAGUCCCAGGCCCUCUUAACCUCUAUCUUCCCUUCGAGUAUCAGUUGCUGAAAAGUGUAUCGCUCUCCUCGUAGUAUAUGCCCCAAGUAUGCAGUCUUCUUACUUUUAACAUAAUUAAAAAGCUCCCUAUCCUGUAAGCCCGCUCUUCUCAUUACUUCCUCAUUUCUGACUCUGUUCAUCCAUGAUAUUCUAAACAUUCGACACAUGCAUCACAUUUCAAACACUUCAAGUUUGUUAAUGGAACUGGCCUUUAACGUCCAUGCUUCCAUUCCGUACAAGAGCACAGGCCAAACGUAACACUUUAGCAUCUUGUAUUGGAGAUUGAAAUCCAACUUACGAUCAGUCAGAAAUUUAUGAAGCCUCAAAAAAACAUUUCUGGCUUGUUCAACUCUGCUCUUUAUUUCAUUCUCAGGAUCGGUGCAGACAAUCCAAGUAUUUAAAUUGCCUGACUUGUUCGAUUUCUUCUUCAGAGACAUAUAUCUUUGCAUUGGGGUAAUUAUUUUUACUAUUUUUUUAAUUGCUAAUUUUAAAUAUUAUCUUUCUUUUCUAAACGAAAAUAAUAUGGGUCAUUUAAAAUUCACAUGUGUUUCGCUCCUAAAUACAAAACCAUAAUGUGUAAAAUUAAUGGCUUUUUCAUGGGAAACACAAAAUCAAAAUAGAAAAUGGGAAAAUCAAAAUAGAAAUUUAGUUGUGAGCUACUUGCUUUAAUUUUAUAUUCUUACUUUUUAAUUUACAUAAUUUUUCCUUUUUACUAUCGUUCAUUUUAUUUACAUACGCUGUUAUUAAAAGAUCAAAAUAUUUAUCUAUAAAAGGUUUGUGACAAUUUGUAGGUACAUACAUACAUUUUGGAGAGUUUCUUGUAAGUAACAUUUUAAUUUUAAAUUAGAUAUAUUUAACAUUUUCAACACUCUCUUGUAUAUAGUUUUGAAAAAACCUUUUAAAUAUAUCAUUAAUUUUAUCUGAAGCUCCCUUUAUAAGUUACACCUAAAUUUCACACUAUCAAGUGUACCCUUAGCCCUAAUAAUAGAAAAUAAAUUUUCUAUACAGUCUGGGGUUAGCCUUUUUGUAAAAAGAAAUUGCAGCUAAACGCCGUCUCAUCGGGGUGAAUGGAAUCAAAGUAAUACACUUUUUACUUAAUUUUGUUGCCAUCAUAGGUAUUUGCUGAGAAUCCAUUUUACCGAACCUAUCUUAUAAGACAUUUUGUGUAAAAAUACAAACACAAUUUACCAAGAUUAGCUAAUUAAUUAUCCAAAAAUUAACAAAAAUAAAUUUGUGUGUUUACGUUGAGAAAACGUAGUUCAACCCUAGCCGGCAGAGGCGCUAGUGGCAACGAGCUUCUAGUUUUCUGUGGGAGUUGGAUGUAUUAUCGUCUAAUGUAUUUGCUGAUACUCACUUAGUUUAUCUUCAGCAAAUCUUUUAAGUUCUCCCUCUCUUACCAUCCUGGCUAAUACCUUGUAACAAGUAUCAAACUGAGCAACACCUCUGUAAUUUUCACUUGCCUAUCCCAUCCCUCUUUUUGUAUAUGAUUGACACGUUGUAAGUAUUGAGGUAAUAAUAUUUUUACCUGUCAAAAUUGACUGACAAGUGACAUUGACAGUUUGAAGUUUGAAAACUACUACAGUAUUUCUCAUGAUCAUCUUUCAGUGCGUCACAGUUUUUCGAUUUCUUUCUAACGCAUUAAAUUGUAUGUGACAGAAAAAAAGGCACGUCGGUGAUUACAUUUCGUCGGUGACAUUUUUAUAACAUUUCUUCUAGUUAUUCUAGUUGUCGAUAGAUGGCGCCAUAAUAAAAAAAUAUUUUUUUUAAUUAGAUAAUAAUAUUACAAAUAUAAUCUGUAUAAUUUAUAAGACUAUACAAAUCAAAGACCAUUUUAUAAAUGCAAGAAACACAUUUGAUUUGUUUUUAUUCCAAAUUGAAAAUAAAAUGUGACAACUGUCAGAUUUAACUAAAAUGUCAUGUUAGAAUAAAUGUCAUAAAUGUGUAUUAUCACGGACUUACCCUUUUUCCUAUCAUUUGUUACGCACUGAAAAAUGAUCAUGAAAAGGACAAUACGAUUAAAAUAAUGUAGAUAAAUCCCAAAGUCAACAUACAUACUUUGAUAACUGAUAAAAACUUUUAGAAUCGAGGUACUCCAAACAGCUUGAAAAUCUCGUACGUUUUGAAUUGUUGAUAAAAAGAAGAAGAUUUUUAGAAUGAAAAUAUUUUUCGAUUUUUGAUGUACUGUAUGUAAAUGUUAAACUGAUUCGUAGGAGCUUGUAUAAAACAAUUUUAUGCCAGUUUAUCGAUUGAUAUUUUAUUCGGUCGAAUCGAAAAUGGACGUAUAGUAUAUUUUACGAAUAAACGACUUUUUGAUUUGGUAUGAAAGCUUUGACUUAAACGGUGCCCUGUACGAAGAAAGUUAAUAGCAAAUUCUCCCAAUAUUUCUGUACAGUAGAGUGGACCAUUGGCUGUCAGGUCAUCAUCAUUAAUGGUGUUACAACUCUUCAUGAGUCUUUGGGGCGUUUACUAUUGCCUUCCAUGUUUGUCGGUCCUGUGCCAAUAAUUCCCAUUGUCCCACUCCCAUUUUCUCCAGAUCAUCUUUGACUGUAUCUUUCCACCUUUUUCUAGGCUGUCGUACAGACCUUCUUCCAUCUGGCCUUUCCCAGAACACAUUGUUUAUAAGGCGAUUGUCGUUACAGCAUAUCACAUGCCCUGCCCAUUUGAGUCUAUUGGCCUUUUUAUAUUUGACGAGAUUUUCCUUUUUGAAUAGAGUCGCUAACUCGUUAUUGUAUCUGCGCCUCCAUUCGUUUGUCACGCUGUCUCUGCAAGAUCCAUAUAUAUCAUUCGAAUGAUUUUACGUUCCCAGUCUGUCAAGUGUCUAGCGAUAAUUCAAAACAGUCAUAAAUUCAUGAAAUAUACUUUGUCUUAUGAAAAUAAUACUACAUUAUUGUAAAAAACAUUUUUUUUAAUUUUUAUUUAAAAAUUUAUUAAAAUGCACAUUUAAAAAGUCUCAUUCCUCAAAAUAUUUACCAAAGAUGCAAAAUUUAUCAAAUUCAUUCAAUUAUGUGGUAUUAUAUAUAAUAAUUUGUACUGAAUUAGCAGUUACUGUUAUACAAGACGUUGUUUUAAGGUAUAUAUACCAUACGUAUAAAAAUCAUUCGAAAUCUUUGAAAAAUUGUACAAAACACCAAAAAAGUUCCUCCUUGAGAAGCAUUAUAGCCAGUUUUUAAAAUACGGGGAGUAAUUCGAAUUUACCGCGCCGUAAUGCUUGUUUGUAAUUGGUUUAACCUCAGGCAAGUUUACUCCACUGUUAUGAAAUUUUGACACUAUUGGCAUUUCAUGGGUUAAUUAAUUUAUGUCGGCGAUUUUUUGUGUUUUCUGCGUUAUUCCUUUAAUUUUUAGUCUGCUUUAUAUAAAAAAAAACGGUUGUUUUUAGAACUCUUUAGCGAAGUAUCAGUUUAAUGUAAUAUUUAAGGAUUGCCGUCGAAGGCCCACAUGAUCAACUAAAACAGUAAAUGUAUUUGGUGAUUCUAGUGACAUUAUUGGGUGUUAUUUAAAAACAGGGUAUAGUUGUACGGGGGCUUGGAACAUAAACAUAAUGAAAGAAUUAAACGUCGAUUCCUCAAACACAGAGCAUUUUAGAGUACUGAAACAGAUUGCCAGAUAUUGUACAGAAAUAAUAUUAUACAGGAACUAACGCUACAAGUGUACAUAUAAGAGAAAAGAUCGAGAACUAGACCUUAAAUGAUAUUCACCUAUUCCUAAUAUUGUUCUGAAGCUACUUUCUUGUGGCAUCUUAGUAGUCAUGACUUACGGCGCCGAAACAUUAUCGUUAACCCAGGCCACAGCAACCAAACUUAGAGUUGUCCAAAGAAGAAUGGAACGGUCACUACUUGGACUGACUCUCAGACAUGGUCAGAAACGAAGAAAUCAGAAAAAGGACAGGCUCCACAGAUGUCAUAGAGCUAGUAGCAUGGCUGAAAUGAAAUUUGGUGGGCCAUGUAGCCAGAAUGAAUUGGAGGACACACACUGAUAGAUAGAUUCCAUAAACUCGUAAGAGACGUAUGGAACACAGUAGUGAUGUUGAUUAUAGUUACUUUAGAGUAUGUUAUAAAUCGUUACUUUUGUAUAAAGUAAUCAUUUACAGUAUUCGUUACUUCGAUUACUAUGAUUACUUUUGUAUUUGAGUACCGGUAAUCAUAUCGAGAAUCGUAUUUCUCAGUAGGUAGCUAUUUUGUAUAGGUAUUCCGAUAUAACAACGACCUUCACCGAUCUGUUUAAGGGAUAAAAAUGAUUUGAUUACUAUGAUUACUUUUGUUACUUUUGUAUUUGAGUACCGGUAAUCAUAUCGAGAAUAGUAUUUCUCAGUAGGUAGGUUUGUAUAGGUAUUCCGAUAUAACAACGACCUUCACCAAUCUGUUUAAGGAAUAAAAAUGAUUUGAUUACUAUGAUUACUUUUAUUACUUUCGUAUUUGAGUACCGGUAAUCAUAUAUGUGUGUGUGUAGAGAGGGGGUUGGCUUCGGACUUAAUCCAUUAGCUACAGAUCGUACCGGUAAUCAUAUCGAGAAUCGUAUUUCUCAGUCCUCACCCUCACACCCUUAAAACGCUUCAUACCGAUAACGAUAUUUGAUAACACUCGUAAAAUACCGGUCCCGUCCGUUACUCGCUGGGACAGGAUUGGUAGAAAUUAAUCAAGUGUACUGGUUAUAGAUACAAUAGUCGUUACUCGCUCUGAUACGAUUGGUACGAAGUAAUCAAAGUAGAUACAACAGUCGUUACUCGCUCUGAUACGAUUAGUACGAAGUAACGAAGUAAUCAAAGUAAUAAAAGGAACGAUUUGCCUCUCUGUAUAGUAAUCGUUACUUUCGGUAUUCGUAAGUAACGAGUACUUUGUAACGAAUACAUACUUUUUCAACAUCUCUAGAACACAGAAGAAAUUCCAGGAGAUUGGAAAAGAGCAAUUAUAUGUCCAGUCCACAAGAAGGGAGACAAACUGAGCUAUAAUAAUUUAUUAUAGAGGCAUAUCCUUACUCUGUGUGAGUUAUAAGGUGUUUACGUGGAUCAUAAAACGAAGAUUAAGCCACUUCACAGAACAAAUCAUAGGAGAAUACCAGGGCGGAUUCAGACCAGGAUGGUCUACUAGUGACCAGCUGUUCAACGUGAAACAAAUAUUAGCUAAAGCCUGGGAGCACGACAUAGAUAUCUACAAAAUCUUUGUAGAUUUUCGACAAGCCUAUGAUAACAUACAUAGAGAUAAAAUAUAUGUAAUUAUGCAAGAAUUUGGUAUACCAAGGAAAUUGGUAAAAUUAUUUCAACCCACCAUGACUCACACAGGACCGCAAGUACGAGUUCAAGCGCCUGUGUUCAACUUUGGAUGCAGAAGGCUAGAUGAUGAUGAUGAUGAUAAUCUUAGUAAAACUGUGGCCAAUUCCCAAUAAAAAUAGUAGAUUACACUGAUUCCUAAUAAUUCUCAGUAGUAAUUGCACAAGAGCUCUAAAAUUAUUGAAUUUUUCCCUAGUGACACUUUGACAGUUUUAAUUUAAGCAUUAUUUUUGUGCUUUCUGUGUCAGGUUGUCUUUCUGUCGUUUAUGUCAUUAUUGGUCUAAUGACUGUUUUGUUAAUUCUACCUUUCAUUUAUUUCCCGAUACUUUUAUUUCUCUAUAUUGUUUCAUUCAGGCGGCCUGCGGCUCUGUUUGCUCUAUUCACUUGAUCUUCCACUUCUGUUUCCCGCUUUCCGUAGUUAGAUAGUGUUAUACCUAGAUAUUUAAACUUCAUCACUUGUUUUAUUAUCUGACCCUCCAGCUAAUUUACAUCUUGUUGGAUUUGCUGUUAUAACCAUGUAUUUUAUAUCAUUAUAUUAAAUUAGUGCAGCAAUUAGUUGUAAAUCAUCUUCACUGUGAGAGAAAUUAGUAGUGCGUCAUCUGAAUAGCAGAUUAUUUUAACUUGUUUUUCUCCCAUCUGGCAUCAUUUUUUAGUUAUUUUUUUUAUUAUUUCAUCCAUGAUCAGUUUGGACAAUAGAGGAGUCAGGGAAUUCCCCUGUCAUAUUCAUUGCCAUCUUCAAUAAUUGGGUCAGUUAGUUUUUUUUCUACUUUUACUUUUAUUGUGUUGAUCUGGUAAAUGUUUUCGAUCGUUUUUAUUAUUCCUAAAGGUGUGUCCUAGAGGAAGUGGAUAACGUAAUUUAAUUUUACACUGUCAAAUGCCUUCUUAAGGUACACGAAACAUAAAAAUGCCGGUUUGUUGUAUUCUAAUGAUUACUCUUGCACUUGUUUCGUUAUAAAUAUAGCUUCGGUGCAUGACCUCCCUGGCCUAAAACGUUUUUCUUCUAAUAGUGUUAUAAUUUCAUUCAGUUUGUUUGGUAUCACUUUGGUUCUUAAUUUUAGUGUUGUGUUUAAUAAAACAAAUAUUACAUAACAAUAAUAAUUGGUCACAUAAUGGUAUAGUGCACAUUCUCAAAGCGAUUUUAAAGGAGUCGAUAGAUAUUUCCUUGAUAAAAAAAGAAUGAACUUUUUUGUUGACCAACUGUACAUUGAUCGUUUGUGUAAAAAAACACUUUUAUUCCCAAAUUUGGUAUCUAUGUGUACCUGACAAAUCAAUAUCAGCAUAUAAAUACAUUGUCGUGUUCCUCUUGUGCUACUCAGUUUGAUUUGAGUUAGGUUGCCGUUGGUAGUAGUGCUAACUUCAUAUUGGAGAUGUUUAUCGAAAAUAGUUGUAUUUAAUAUACACAACAAAUUACCAACUCGUUACAACUGAGAAACAAAUAGGAACUUGUGUAGGACCAGAUUUAUUUUUCGAUGUUAGUAAUUUCAAAAUUCGAAAGUUUUCGACACUUUAAUAGUGUAAAACUCUGUCUAUAAAAUACAGAACCUCAAACGGAAUCUUCACGAACCCGUUCCGGCCUUAAAAUUCAAAAUAAACAAAAUUUUUGACAUGCGCAAUGUGGACGGAUUCUCAGCUUAGGAGUUGGAAUUUUUGUGCUAAUAUCGUGUAGAUAUAUGUAUAUACAGAGUGAUGCAGCAUUAAUUGAAGUUUUAUCAUGUAGUAGAGACUUUAUCGUCUUAAUCAAAAAGUAUUUAUGUAUAAUAUGAGCAUUUUCUUUCGAGUAUAUAUGAUUCAAAUUUAGACAGAUGCAAAAAUGCAAAAACUAUUAACGAUUAAUUCCUGCAAAAGAUAAAUUUUUCCCAUUAAUUGAUCAGUGAUAGGGAAUGUUUAAUAUUUAUUAGUUUAAUUGAUUUCUUAUUUUUAUUUAUAUAAGUUUUCAAGGCCAAAACAGAUUUAAUAGUUAGAUUUUCAUUUAAAAAUACAGCACAAGUUUUUGUUUUCACAGCUUCUAGGGUUGUUUGGCAUCUACCAGCGUUUUUUUUCAUUCUUUUUGAUAAACCAUUUAUUUUAUAACUUUUUUCACCUAUUCCUUCUAUUGGGUCUGUUUUAUGAAUUUAUGUGAUCACUUGCUCACAGAAUAUUCAAUAAAAUUGGUCGUUUUUGCAGGCCUUGCGCACCCAGUGUAUAUUUUUAAUUAAGACAUAAGUAGAUUAUAUUUUUAAAGUCAAUCACACUGUAUAUAUAACGUAGAUGUAAAUAUCAUAUAUUUUGUAAUUUUAAUAUUUUGGGAAUUGCUUUCAUAAUGGCUUCAAUCAAAAACAGAAAUGGUUUUAGGCAAUUUUGGUUGCCAGAUCCAUCUAAGCAUUCUCAUUUCCGCCACAUGCAUUCGUUGUUCCUCUUUCUUUUUCACUGCCCAACAUUCAGUUCCGUGCAUCAUAGCCGGUCUUAUGGCUGUUUUAUAGAAUUUUCCCUUCAGCUUCAUUGGAAUUUUUCUGUCACACAACACACCACUCGCUUCUUUCCACUUCAUCCAUCCAGCCCUAAUUCUACUGCAUGCAUCUCCAUCUAUUUCUCCAUUAUUGCUUUUCACAAUCAUUUCACCAUCCAAAGAUACCAUUUUUUUUGUAGUAACUCCAUCUUUAAAUGAACAUUCCAAAUACUCUGUUUUUGUCCAACUAAGUUUUAAACCUUUUGCUCCAGAGAUUGUCUCCUCUGUUCCAGUUUUUGUUCUAAGUCUCUUUCACUAUUUCCUAUUAACUCUACAUCAUCAGCAUACAUUAGGCACCAUGGAAUACUACCCUGUAGUUUCGCUGUUAUCUGGUCCAAAGUAAUGAGAAUAAAUAAGAACUAAGCACCGAGCCUUGGUGCAAUCUUACUUUCACCUGAAAUUUAUCAGUCUCUCCCACACCUGUCCUAACACUAGUCGUUACUCCCUCAUACAUAUCUCUCACAAUCGUUACAUAUUCGCCAGGGACUCCUUUCUUAUUGAGUGCCCACCACAGAAUCUCUCGAGGAACUCUAUCAUAUGCUUUCUCAAGAUCAAUGAAUACCGUAUGAGCGUUGGUCUCUUUAUUCCUGUGUUUUUUCAUCAGUUGCCUUACAAUGAAAAUUGUAAAUUGAAAAGUUGCCUUACUAGAAAAACAAACGUUUUUCAGUGUUUUAUUGUGAAAUGAAAAUUGCAUCUGUUGUUGAUCUGCCCUGCAUAAAGCCAAAUUGAUUAUCGGAUAUUUCGGUUUCUUCACGUAUCCGUCUAUCAAUUACUCUCUCCCUUAUUUUCAUGGUGUGGCUAAGUAGUUUUAUAGCCCUGUAGUUUGUGCAUUGUUGUAUGUCUCCCUUGUUUUUGUAGACAGGUACUAAUAUACUGCUUCUCCAUUCGUCUGGCAUUUGUCCAACUUCCGUAAUUCUGUUAAAUAGACCUGCUAGCCAACUUAUUCCUGUCUCUCCCAAUGCUCUCCAUACUUCCCCAAAAAUAUCAUCUGGUCCGACUGCUUAUCCUUUCUUUAUUUUUUGAAGCGCUUGAGCCACUUCCUCUUUUGUUAUUCUGGUAACCAUUGCUGUUACUGUCUCCGUUAACUCCACAGGCUGUCUGUCAAAUUCUUCAUUUAAUAAACUGUCAAAAUACUUUCUCCAUCUCUUUUUGACAUCCUUUUCGUGAAUUAGUAUUUUAUUAUUUUCAUCUCGGUAAUCUGACUAAAAUCUCUUGCUUUCUUUGCUCUCUGUUUGGCUAUUUUAUAUAUCUUUGCUUCGCCUUCCCUGGUAUCAAGUUGAUCGUAUAGGUUUGAAUACGCUUCUGCUUUAGCUUUUGCUACUGCUACUUUCGCUUCCUUUUUGGCGACCAUAUAGUUUUGACCAUAUGAAUUUUACUGAAUAUGCCUAUUUCAUUAAAAUUAAAAUAAUUUUUGAUAGACAACCCAUGCUAGAAAUAUUUGUCUAUGAAUGAAAUUUAAUAAAAAAUGUUUCAUCCGGCAAGCACAUGGGUACAGAUCGACCUAUAUUCGGAUCCCGUACUAUAAUAUAAAUAUAUAAAAUAUCGCUCGACGACGAAUAUUCGAGAUAUACUGUAAUAUAUCGCAUAUAUAAAAAUAUAUACAAUGAUGAGCACGCUAAUAACCGGCAAAAUAACGCAAAAGGUGGAAAACAUAGGUUGUGAAAUAAAGAGAUAAAACUAGUAGAGGUGAAAAUUAUCGAUAGGAACCUAUAAAUUUACAUUAUAUUACAUAGUUUCCCACCUUUCGACGUAUCGGAGGAGUAUGACAACUGUCACUGUGACAGGAGAAUUUUAUAAAAUUACAUUACUAUAGUGAGCAAUAUUUCUGUAACAUAUGAGAUAUAAUAUAGCUCACGCACAGUAAGAAUAUUCUCUAUAGUUUUUGUAGCUGAGUUUGACUCCCUUCUUGUGGGUUGGGCAUAUAAUUGCUUUUUCCCAGUCUCCUGGAAUUUCUUCUAGUUUAUGAAAUCCACAGUGAUGAGCGCGCUAAUAACCGGCAAAAAAGAGAUGAUACUUGUAGCGGUGGGAAAUUUAGCGAUAGAAACCUAUAAAUUCACAUUAUAUUGAUUGUUUCCCACCUUUAGACGUAUCAGAGGAGUAUGUCAACUUAAACUGUCACUGUGACAGUGGUAGUUGCCAAACUCGUCAGAUACGUCUAAAGAUGGGAAACAAUGAAUAAAAUGUAAAUUUAUAGAUUUCUAUUGCUAAAUUCUCCACUUCUACUAGUUCCAUCUCUUUUUAUCUCACAACUUAAUAUGUUUUUCAUCUUUUGUUCGAAUUUCAGCUGGUACGUUGUCAAUAGGGCUUUUCAUCGAUUGUCAUUUGUUUCGAGCAUCUGUCAAAUGUCGUAUAAUCCGUGUAUAAUACAUAAAAAUAUACACGGAUUAUACAACAUAUGACAGAAACUCGAAACAAAUGACUGUGAAUGAAAAGCUUUAUACCUAGUGCUGUCUUAUCCUGUACGUCCCAGUACUAUCAAACCCCAUAGUCAGAACAGAAAUUAUGAGAGGAAUCUAAAUAUGAGAAAAUAUACAGGUUAGAAAAACUGUAUGUUUACUACGCAGUUAUUUACCUUCUAGAAUUCGGCAUAUUCUCUAAGCCUGAAGAAUAUCAUUGUCUACAUUUUUUUAAAUAAGAUUGUUAGAUAUUACUCUCCCAUAAUGGAAUGGAAAAAACAGCCUAUUAUCGCUAUAAACCUUUUCUGUCUUUGAUAAAUAACGAACCGCUGUCAUCUGAUUGAUCACGGAGGGGUACUAUAGAUAAGAAAGAGCUUUCUCCUCAAACGUACAUUUUUAAUAACAUAUUUAAGCAAAAUACAGGGUGUUCAAAUUAUUUUUGUCGGUUCCGCAGCGAAUUCUAUCCACUAACACCCUGUAUAAUGUGAUAUUUAACUAGUGAUUUAUUUUGUAUUUAUCAUAUGUUUUAUAAUUUAACGAAAACGUAUCUUUAGACUGUUUGCAAGAGUUGUUCAUCCACUGCAUGGACUUUUGGGUAAAAGACGUAUAGCAGGUUUUACAAAGCUUCGGUAAUUGGACACAUAUUUGACAUUAAUCAGUCAACUGUCAUACAACAUACUCAUUUUUAUUUCAAGGAAAUAAUCUUAGAAUAAGUAUUUUUUGCGUAAACAUGUUAUAUGACGUAUAAUAGAUAAUAUGAUGUAUAUUCCAUAGACAUAUAUAUUAUUAUCAUAGACUGAGCCUACCCUCCGCGCUUCCUGGCGACAAGAUCUCUUGGACAGGUUUGCGGUAUCUCUUUCUAGCACAUUGUAUCGAGAAACUAACAUGAAACUGAGUGGGGGUAUAGGCACGGAAAGGGAGGACUACUGUCGCAGCUUUACUAUGCAUAAGAGUGAAACAGCACUGAGCCACAAAAAAAAAGAUGGUGUCGUCACUUCGCGCAACAUGACACUCUAUGAUAAUAUAUAUGUCUAUGGUAUAUCCCAGUGGACAUCCUAAGUCUUGACGUCACAAAAUUGGGAGUAGCUUAUAUUUGGCUCCAAACAAUUCUGUUUAUAAUGUUAAACACUCAUAAGGAAUUUUUAAUUUAUUGUUUAUGUGGUUUGUGUGACAAAAUAAGACUUUUCAUUUAGGUAUUUAGUUAAAGAGACGUGCCAAUUAAGAGAUUUUUAUUCGUUUUUGCCCAGGUGAGUUAAUUUAAUUAAAUGAUUAGAAUGUAAACAGUUUUGAGGUUAUGUUUAUUUUCAAUCACUAAGGAAUAAAAACCACCUGAGCAAAAACGAAUAAAAAAUCUCUUAAUUAACACGUUUCUUUAACGGAAUACCUAAAUGAAGUCUUAUUUUGCCACACAAAGCACAUAAAUGAAAAAUUCCUUAUGACCAUUUGACGUUACAAACAAAAUUGUUUGGAGCCAAUAUAAGCUCCUCCCAAUUUUGUGACAUUUGUGACGUCAGACUUAGGCUGUCCAUUAUAUAUACCAAUGACGUAUGGCGUAGAUAUAUUAUGCGUCAUAUGCCAUAGGUUUACGAAAAAAUGCCGGCGAUGAAUAGCCCAAUUGAUUUGUUAUGUUGUAACAGCUGUCAAAGUUAAUGCAAGUGUGUAAUUGUCGCUCGUUUUCUUGAUCAUAGCAGUUUAGAAUCUGUAUCUAUCGAUCUUAAAUUUACCGAAAAUCCAUGCUAGCGGAUCCCUAUACGCAAUAUUUUUAGUAUUAAUGUUUUUUUUCUGUUUGACUGAUUCCUUAUUGCUUGUGAAAUUCGUCAUUUUUCAUAAGAGUUGUUAUAGUGCAUAUUUGUAUAUAUUCAAUAAAUAUUUAAGUUAA
Diabrotica virgifera virgifera (western corn rootworm) is the source of this 19718-nucleotide messenger RNA. RefSeq lists its product as uncharacterized. Lineage: Eukaryota; Metazoa; Arthropoda; Insecta; Coleoptera; Chrysomelidae. Bases 216 to 6173 code for a protein of 1985 amino acids. The transcript has 24 exons. The record is from RefSeq and is a predicted model, not a curated record. Gene Ontology annotation, cellular component: intracellular membrane-bounded organelle. Gene Ontology annotation, biological process: autophagy. Gene Ontology annotation, molecular function: protein binding.